AUCAGCACCGUUUCGAAUCAACAUUUUUACAUAAUAAAUCCACUAAAAAUAUGUAGAAUAAAGAAACCGCAAUAAUAUAAAUUUACCAAAUUUGAUUGUUCGCGAACUAAAGAAAAGAAAUAAUAAACCCUAAUAUCUGAGCUAUCUACGGCAGUCGAAGUCGGUGAGAAGAAUCUAGGGCUACGGGGUCUCCGAUCAUCUUCAAAUCCUCCGAUUUGGUUGAAACGACUAAUGGCGGAGGAGGCGAGGGCGGCGGUCGAGAGAAACGGUGACGAUCAGAGCGAGACCAGCGACUACACUUCGGAGGACGAGGGGACCGAUGACUACCGCCGCGGUGGAUACCACGCCGUGCGUAUUGGCGACACCUUCAAACACGGGAGAUACGUUAUUCAGAGCAAGCUUGGCUGGGGCCACUUCUCCACCGUCUGGCUAGCUUGGGACAUUCAGAAAUCAAUACAUGUAGCUCUGAAAGUACAAAAGAGUGCACAACACUAUACAGAAGCAGCAAUGGAUGAGAUCACUAUUCUAAAGCAAAUUGCUGAAGGAGAUCCGGAAGAUAAGAAAUGUGUGGUGAAGCUUUUGGAUCACUUCAAGCAUUCAGGGCCAAAUGGGCAACAUGUUUGCAUGGUUUUUGAAUACUUGGGCGACAAUCUUUUGACCCUGAUUAAGUAUUCAGACUACAGAGGGGUACCUCUUCACAUGGUUAAAGAAAUUUGUUUCCACAUUUUAGCGGGAUUGGAUUAUUUGCACCGUCAACUAUCAAUAAUACACACGGAUCUGAAGCCAGAGAACAUAUUACUUCUUUCAAUGAUAGAUCCAGCUAAAGAUCCUAGAAGGUCAGGUGCAGCACUUAUACUCCCCUCCAAGGCAGAGGCAUCUAAAGAUGCUAAGGCUUCUCAUGCUGAUCUGACUAAGAACCAGAAAAAGAAGAUCCGGAAAAGGGCUAAGCGAGCUGCUCAGAAGUGUGCUGGGAAGGAAGAAGCUGAACCAGAUAACGAGGCAAGUGGACCUGAAGACUCUCAGAGGGAUGAUAAACCCGAUGGAGAGUCUAUUGACAAGCGAAGCAAAUCAGUUACAGAAGCAGCCAGUGAUGGGGCAAAUGGUGCAUGCCAAGGAACAAAGGGCAACAAGAGAGGCAGCCGGUCAGCAAGGCAGAAGCUCUUGGCUGAGGUUGAACUGAAAUGCAAAUUGGUGGACUUUGGGAAUGCAUGCUGGACAUAUAAGCAAUUCACUAGUGACAUUCAAACGAGGCAGUAUAGGUGCCCUGAGGUCAUUUUAGGAUCUAAGUACUCUACGUCAGCUGAUAUGUGGUCAUUUGCCUGCAUUUGCUUUGAGCUCGUCACUGGAGAUGUUCUCUUUGAUCCUCAUAGUGGUGACAAUUAUGACCGCGAUGAGGAUCAUUUGGCCCUAAUGAUGGAGCUUCUUGGGAUGAUGCCUCGCAAGAUUGCAUUGGGAGGGCGCUAUUCACGAGAAUUCUUUAAUAGAUUUGGAGAUCUGAGGCAUAUAAGAAGGUUACGGUUCUGGCCUCUCACUAAGGUUCUCAUGGAAAAAUACGAGUUCAGCGAGAAGGAUGCAAAUGAGACGGCAGAUUUCCUUAUUCAGAUACUAGAUUUUGUGCCUGAUAAAAGGCUGACAGCAGCUCAGUGUCUUACUCAUCCAUGGAUCAGCGGAGGCCCCAGGCAGAUCACCCCUUCUAAUAAACUCAAUGAGGUGGAAAAUGGUGGCCCCGAGAACACGACUGAGAAGGAUGAGACGGAGGCAAUGGAAGUCCGAGUGGGGAACAUCGUUAUCGACAGUACAGCAAAAUCAGCAAAAGAUUCCAAAUCGAUGGUAAGCACUGUAGCACCAUGAUAAAUUUUGAUCAGGCAACGUCUUUGAUUUUUACUGGGACUCCUUUCUGGCGCUUCCUUGAUAUCCUCGUACGAACGGCCAUUUUCCCAGUCGACUGGGAUUAUGUCGAGUAACGAAUUCUUUCGACUGUCGAAUGCAAAAGGAGAAAUGGAGAAUGAGGGUGGAAGACAAAUCCUAACUUGCGUUUGACAUACCAGCUAAGAGCAUGAUUGAAAAGCUGCUGCUUGUUUGGGAUAUUUGUUUCUGUAAAAUGUUCGAUUCUUAUGGUUUCCAGAAUUUGCCACAGUACUAAUGCGCUCGGUGUUUUUUUGAACCUUAAUUGUAUAUCUAUGUUGCCUUUUGUCUUUUCCUAAAUUGCUACUACUCCUAUCUUGAUGCCAUUGUUAAACAUUACUUGUAUAUUGAUGAUAUUAUUUUACGCUCA
Molecule: messenger RNA, 2275 nt
Organism: Salvia miltiorrhiza (redroot sage)
Lineage: Eukaryota; Viridiplantae; Streptophyta; Magnoliopsida; Lamiales; Lamiaceae
Exons: 4
Coding region: 232-1851 (539 amino acids)
Biological process (GO): protein phosphorylation; spliceosomal complex assembly; regulation of mRNA processing
Molecular function (GO): protein kinase activity; ATP binding
Source: RefSeq, a predicted model, not a curated record